GUGCUUCCAUUAGAGAAUAAAAUGAAAUAUCCAAAUGAUUUUAAAAAGGUUUUAUAUGCCGGAAUGAGCUUAGUCACUGGACUAUAUUUAUCUAUGGGCAUUCUGGGAUAUCUAUGUUUUCGUUCAAGUUUAAAAGACACCAUUACGUUAGAUUUGCCAGAGAAUGAAGGGAGACUGGUUAAUGCAUUUCUAAUUUUAACUCAGCUUGGUUUCUGUUGUGUUUAUUUUGUGUUCAUGGCUGAUAAUCUUCAACAGUAUCUGAUAAGGGAGAUUAUAAAUAAAACCCACACUGAUAAAGCACUAGUAUAUGUUGCUGGAAUCAGUGAUUUGCCGAUAUUCUUUGGUUCUGCUAUCUAUGCUUUUGAAGGCAUUGGUGUGGUGCUUCCAUUAGAGAAUAAAAUGAAAUAUCCAAAUGAUUUUAAAAAGGUUUUAUAUGCCGGAAUGAGCUUAGUCACUGGACUAUAUUUAUCUAUGGGUAUAUUGGGAUAUUUAUGUUUUCGUUCAAGUUUAAAAGACACCAUUACUUUAGAUUUGCCAGAGAAUGAAGGUCUUUACUUAGCUGUGAAGAUUCUUUUUUCCGGUGCUAUAUUUGUCAGUUAUGGUUUGCAGUUUUAUGUACCUGUCGACAUUAUAUGGCCAACUUUUAAAAACAAACUACCAGAGAAGUACCAAGUGUUCGGGGAAUACGUCUUCCGAACAAUACUUGUUAUUAUCACGCUGCUACUUGCCGUCAGUAUUCCCAAAUUAGGCUACUUUAUCUCAUUGGUUGGAUCCUUAGCAAGCAGUGCUCUCGCCUUGAUAUUUCCACCAAUCCUAGAAGAGCUUACAUUUUAUAAAGGUUACAGUGGCAUGUCGAAGUUGAGGCUUUUAAAAAAUGUUUUAAUAAUCACUUUCGGACUGUUGGGAUUUGUUACUGGAACAUUUGUGUCCAUUCUUGACAUUGUUGAAGCGUUUUUACCGCCUUCUCCAACGCUCGCACCAUCUGUAGUGAAUACGACACUACCUUUACCAUUUACAACAUGAUUCACGGGGUGGUGGAUUGCAAAACACUUACAUUAUCGAUAGCCGUAACAUCAGGCAUUAUGUUAGACUACUGACAAUGGAAUGAACGGAAAAGAUGAAUGAUUGGUGAUGAUUAUGUCCUGUAUGUUAAAAAUGCAUUUAUUGCAUUUAUUUGAUACAGUGUAGCCAUCAUAUUUUAAUUCAAAUUCUAAGCUGUGAGUUUUAAAACCAUGCCUGCCACCAAAUCAUAUUUACAAUUUCACCAUUAUUAUUAUUAAUCACUAGAGUUAGUAUAUUUCCAGAAUGCAACAAUUAAGUUGUGCAUGAAUGGGUAAUGUUAUCCUGAUGUCCACAAAUGUACUUACAUUCUUAUAAUUUGACAUCUAUUAUCUAAAUGAAAAAUGUACAAUAUAGGGUGGGGUCCAGCCACUUGUAACAGUGACCUACCCAAACACUUCCAUUUUACAAACUUUUACAUGUUGUUUUGCCUUUUAACAUGGCGAACUUAGUAGUCUGUCAAGGACAGGUUUUCCUGGUGCUUCCUGAUUUGUUUAAUAAUAUCUUUAAUUAGUAUGGUAUAGUAUGGAAGUGCAAAUAUUGGUAAGCUCAUUUUUUUUUUUUUGAAUUAUUAUUCACUUUAAGGAUUCGUGAAAGGGCUGAAUCACUGCAUGCCAAAGAACACAUCCAUGUAAACGAAAUUAGCAUACAAGUCUUGUGCAGUGAUAGACAUUUGUUAUGUCAGCUAUAUUCCCACAUUCAGCACUCAAGUAUUUCACCUUAUACUGAUGUCUACAUCUUUGAUUGAUACAAAACUCUGGUGGUAAUCUCUCAUUCCCUGUUGGCAUCGAACUAAGAGAAAAUACUAUGUGAUUUAUAUACAGAUAUUGCAUAUAUAUAUCAAAGAAUUUCUGUCAUUUCCCGUAAAGUCUCUUACAGUUAUAGUAUUGAAAAAAAAAAUGUUUGUUCUACAAUUUGUCACAGUUUUAGUUAUCUUUGUAGAUACCCUCCUUUGUGAGUUAGGUACAGCAGGUUGUACACUCCUUUGAAACAAAGUUUGUGAGAAAAAUUUCUGCACACAUCAAUUUUUUUUCUUCAGGGAAUAGACAUUGUAAUUCUAAUGUUAGCACAGUACU
This is a messenger RNA of Saccoglossus kowalevskii, 2135 nucleotides long. RefSeq names its product proton-coupled amino acid transporter 1-like. Lineage: Eukaryota; Metazoa; Hemichordata; Enteropneusta; Harrimaniidae. Gene Ontology annotation, biological process: L-alanine transport; amino acid transmembrane transport. The record is from RefSeq and is a predicted model, not a curated record. Gene Ontology annotation, molecular function: L-alanine transmembrane transporter activity; L-proline transmembrane transporter activity. Gene Ontology annotation, cellular component: vacuolar membrane.